UUCCAUGUACGAAAAGAAAAUAUUUAACAAAUGCAUUAAGACUUGAAUAAGGACGAGUCAGAAAGAAAUCAUAGCUUUUUUUAUUGUAGGACAAUGGACAAAAUUUUCUUAACCAUAUGUUUAGGAGCUGUCUUGGGGGUCAUCAUGGUAAGUGGUCAGUUUCACUUGGGACGCCCUGUUGUUGACAGUCCAGAGGCACGUACCAUUUUUGCUGCUGCUGAAAGAAAUAGAACCCCUGAUGGUUUUCUUACAAAACUGGAACUAGACGAUAUUUUCCAGACUUUUGACCACAACGUGGAUGGUAUUGUGGAUGAACAAGAAUUCAUAUACAUUUGGAGAGAUCGGCAUUUGGGCGAUAUCUCGCACGCCAUUACCCUUUUCCAUCAUGCCGAUACCGAUCGCGAUGACGUCAUUUCUAAGGUCCCCGAUCUUACACGCGUUUUCUACUAUUUUGAUCGGGAUCAAGAUGGCAAAGUUAGCGAAGAAGAGUUCGUAGAAGUGUGGUUAUCCUUGUCCAUGUAAAAAAAAAGAGACAAAUCAAUGAACGAUAUAACAAAAUAAAUAGACGAGUGCGAAUUCCAUUGAUCGUCUGUUAAUUCAUUCUUACAUCUAAUGUCACGAACACAAACAGUGGAAUGACAGUCGCAACUAAUGUGUAGAAGGAAAUUAUCUCAAGUCACCUGACCCGGACUGUCGUCUGAUAAGGUUUUGGACAACGAUGAAUGUUGAAUGCUAUCUAAUGACAAAGUGCUAUUGUCAAAAGACCUUACCAGCAGUCAAGGGUUCAAAUUACCAACUGAUCAAAUUUUCAGCUCUUGGUGCUUUCCAUGGCUGAUAUAUUAUCCCAGGUUGUUAUUUCUCUUUUAAAGCAGGACGAAUGUGAGCUCGAUUUUCUUCCCAGUGUAAUGCAGCAAUUCGAUCUUAUUUGUUGUUUUGCAUUUUGUCAUAUUAAUUUCUCCAGAGGGACAGAUGAAGGAUAAUAAAGUGCUGAGUAAAAGCAAGUGUCACAUGCA
This is a messenger RNA of Saccostrea cuccullata (small rock oyster), 1013 nucleotides long. RefSeq lists its product as uncharacterized. Gene Ontology annotation, molecular function: calcium ion binding. The record is from RefSeq and is a predicted model, not a curated record. NCBI's taxonomy places the organism in Eukaryota, Metazoa, Mollusca, Bivalvia, Ostreida, Ostreidae. The transcript has 4 exons. The coding region runs from base 94 to 522 and encodes 142 amino acids.